Messenger RNA from Chlorocebus sabaeus (green monkey), 1813 nucleotides. It is a transcript of the gene SERPINA3, whose product is annotated as serpin family A member 3. NCBI's taxonomy places the organism in Eukaryota, Metazoa, Chordata, Mammalia, Primates, Cercopithecidae. The record is from RefSeq and is a predicted model, not a curated record. Gene Ontology annotation, molecular function: serine-type endopeptidase inhibitor activity.
GGAGCACUGUGGAUUCUGAGUGGCUAACUCAGCUACAGCCUCUGGUUGUACUGAGCUGAGCACCCAUUGCCUGCUGGGGUGGGGAGAGGGCAGGCACUUUCCCUGCAUGACCCCGUUUAACCCUCUCAGUGCCCCACUGAGGUGGUCCCUGUUGUCCCCAAUGGACAGAGGAAGAACCUGAGUCAGGAACCCAGAGCGGUGUCUCCACUAAGUAGAAGCCUCUGUUUCUCUCCCAGCCUCUCCCAGAGGAGCUGUUCUGAAGCGUGUGCAUUUGAUCAGGAUAAUCAAGAGUUGAAAAUGGAGAGAAUGUUACCUCUCCUGGCUCUGGGGCUUUUGGUGGCUGGGUUCUGCCCUGCUGUCCUCUGCCACCCUAACUGCCCACUUGACAAGGAGAAUCCGACCCAGGAGGAUCAAGACCGGGGGACACAUGUGGACCUCGGAUUAGCCUCCACCAACGUGGACUUCGCUUUCAGCCUGUACAAGCAGUUGGUCCUGAAGGCCCCUGAUAAGAAUGUCAUCUUCUCCCCGCUGAGCAUCUCCACCGCCUUGGCCUUCCUGUCUCUGGGGGCCCAUAAUACCACCCUGAUGGAGAUUCUCAGAGGCCUCAAGUUCAACCUCACGGAGACUUCUGAGGCAGAAAUUCACCAGAGCUUCCAGCACCUCCUGCGCACCCUCAACCAGUCCAGCGACGGGCUGCAGCUGAGUAUGGGAAAUGCCAUGUUCAUCGAAGAGCAGCUCAGUCUGCUGGACAGGUUCAUGGAGGAUGCCAAGAGGCUGUAUGGCUCCGAAGCCUUUGCCACUGACUUUCAGGACUCAGCUGUGGCUAAGAAGUUCAUCAAUGACUACGUGAAGAACAGAACCAGGGGGAAAAUCACAGAUCUGAUCGAGGACCUUGACUCGCAGACAGUGAUGGUCCUGGUGAAUUACAUCUUCUUUAAAGCCAAAUGGAAGAUGCCCUUUGACCCCCAUGAUACUCAUGAUUCAAGGUUCUACUGGAGCAAGAGAAGGUGGGUAAAGGUGCCCAUGAUGAGUUUGCAGCACGUGACUACACCUUACUUCCGGGAUGAGGAGCUGUCCUGCACCGUAGUGGAGCUGAAGUACAUAGGCAAUGCUAGCGCACUCUUCAUCCUCCCUGAUCAAGACAAGAUGGAGGAAGUGGAAGCCAUGCUGCUCCCAGAGACCCUGAAGCGGUGGAAAGACUCACUGGAGUUCAGACAUAUAGACGAGCUCUACCUGCCGAAGUUUUCCAUCUCGAGGGACUAUGACCUGGAAGACGUACUUCUCCAGCUGGGCAUUAAGGAAGUCUUCACCAGCAAGGCUGACUUGUCAGGAAUCACAGGGGCCAGGAACAUAGCAGUCUCUCAGGUGGUCCACAAGGCUGUGCUUGAUGUGUCUGAGGAGGGCACAGAAGCAUCUGCUGCCACAGGAGUCAAAAUCACCCUCCUUUCUGCAUUCGUGGACCCAAAGAUCACUGUGCGUUUCAACAGGCCCUUCCUGAUGAUCAUCGUCCCUAUGGACACCCAGAACAUCUUCUUCAUAAGCAAAGUCAUCAAUCCCAAGCAAGCCUAGAGCUUGCCAUCAAGCAGUGGGGCUCUCAGUAGGGAGCCUGGAAUGGAAGCUGGAUGCUCGGGUCUCUGGGCACAGUCUGACCCCUGUGCACCGAGUGGCCAGGGCAUGUCUGGCCCUGUCUGCUCAUCCUUGGAAGGUGACAGCAACUGCCUGUGUAGCUCCCACAUGCACAAGGGCCCGUGGACUCUUCACUCUGGAGGGUCCUGGGUCUCCCGAUAGCAAUAAACAGUUUCCUUGGACACGU